Messenger RNA from Chiloscyllium plagiosum (whitespotted bambooshark), 2155 nucleotides. RefSeq names its product leukotriene B4 receptor 1-like. Gene Ontology annotation, biological process: phospholipase C-activating G protein-coupled receptor signaling pathway; inflammatory response; complement receptor mediated signaling pathway. Gene Ontology annotation, cellular component: plasma membrane. NCBI's taxonomy places the organism in Eukaryota, Metazoa, Chordata, Chondrichthyes, Orectolobiformes, Hemiscylliidae. The record is from RefSeq and is a predicted model, not a curated record. Gene Ontology annotation, molecular function: complement receptor activity; G protein-coupled receptor activity.
CUAAACUAUAGCAGAAAUGCCCACAUGUCUGUCCUUGGUAUGCUGCAGGGUUCCAGUGAAAGUCACUGCUAACUGGAGGAAGCCACACUUCCUACACAUUUCUCUACGCUUCAGCUCUGACGAAGUCUUCUCGACUCGAAAUGUACUCUCUUGCCCUCUCUCUCUCUCUCUAUACUUUGUACUUUAAGUGCCUGUUUCUAACAAAUACUUAUCUGCUAGGGAGCAGCACUUGCCUUCUCGCAGUACGAAAGUAAUUAUAGAUAAACUGUUCUUCACUGAAAGAUUCUAUCGGGUGGAGAGAUUGCAAGAUAUUAACUAGAGAGUGUGAAAUUCAAGGAAGUCCCUCUUGGCUUUUGUUCGCGAGAAGCAGUUAGUUGUUGAAAGGCGUCUGCAGAAGCAAUGGUCCUUUUCAACACAACUGGGGGUCGGAAUGGGACGCUCCAGGCGAUGCCAGUGCAAAAUGCAGUGGCGUGUGCUGUCCUCAGUCUGGCCUGUCUCGUCGGAGUCCCGGGGAACUUGGUCGUGAUUGUGACAAUUCUCGGUAACAUUAAGCAGCGAUCUUCCACCAUCACUCUCAUUCUGUCUCUGGCCGUGGCCGACUUUGUGGUGCUGGUAACUUUGCCGUUUUGGAUUUACUUUCUGGCCGAUUCGUGGAUUUUUGGGAUCCGGCUCUGGCAACUGACGGUCUACCUCAUCUUCACAUCCAUGUACGCCAGCGUCUUCUUCAUCACUGCGCUGAGUGUGGAGCGCCUGGUGGCCGCGCUCUACCCAUUCCGCAUCCAGGCCUGGUGGCAGAGGGCAGCAGUCAGAAAAGUGGCUGCGUGCGUUUGGAUUCUGGCUUUACUUCUGGCUGUUCCUUCUGUGGCAGUUGAACUCAAGUUGGAUGAAAAUGGACGGCCGUAUCAAAGAGCUUAUUCCUCUGACCGACACCAGAUAGGUCUCUUUCUGUUGGAAACCCUGGUGGGGUUUCUUAUUCCUUUCAUCACUCUGUCUAUCUCAUAUGUCAGUGCUUCUCAAAGAAUCAAACAAAUGGUCUCUCAGAGAAGAAACAGAUCGGUGAAGCUCAUUGCAGGCAUCGUGCUGGUGUUUGCCAUUUGCUGGUUUCCUUAUCACACAGGAAACAUUGUUAAAAUUUCUUCACUCUUGGUGAAGAGUUCAAAUCCAGAACUCUCACAGAAACUGGACAAGGCUUACCAGUCAAUGAAAGAUGCAUCUGGGGCGCUGGCUUUCAUAAGCAGCUCCAUCAACCCCAUUCUUUAUGCCUUUGCUGCUCGGAACUUCAAGGAUGGAUUUAAAACUUCAAAUUUUGCAAAACUCUUUGAACAACUGAACAGUUUUAAGGAGAGAAGGGAGAAAGGGAUGAACGACUCGGAACGUCAAUCUGAAUCAAGAGUUUAACAGGGGAACCUUUUUGUUAUAGAAAUUAAGACAAUGUGACCAUGUAUUGUUGCCUUUUCUAGCUAAAAAGAAGUGAGGAAUGGUUAUAGAUUAGUUGUGUGUUACAGCACGUCCUUGCUGCUGAAUAACAUGACCUGAAAAAUGUUGGAAAUUUUGUAAACUGCUUUGUAUCUCAUAAUGCUUUGUUAUCAGUUCAUAACUAAUUGGAUUACAAAAGGAAAAUUUGAAACCAGGAGCCUUUUAUUGCUCAUGUUUUGGCCACCUGUAGAAGCUGAUAGUUGGGCAUUUGUCAGGAGCAGGAGAUGGAUUUUUUUCAGAGAGAAAACCCAGUGGUUACAGGCACCAGUGGACCGCCUGUGUACUGUAGCAUUUGAGACCAGUAUUGGCUGUGAUGCCAGUAAAACUGGUUAUGUCACCAGCACUGAUUGUGACAACAUGGCACCAUCAAUUCUGGUCACAGCAACAGCCAGGGGUGUGGCAUUAAGGUGCCAGUGAGCAUGCAGUAUAUAUGUGUGGGGCGAAAUGUAGGUGGCUCAUGCCCAGAUGAGUUAUGCAAAUCUUCUCAGGUUGAAUGACAGGAAUUAAAUCUGCGAGUUUGUCCCCGACUGAUAAAAAUGAGGAUGCCUAGCCAACACCAAUUGCAGUACUCAUUCAAGAAUUUGAAAGCUAUCUGAUUACAAGCCUAAAUCACAGAAGUACACAGCCUAAUCAUAGAGGGGAUGCUUUUAAUGAUUCUGUGGCAAGCAACUAAACUCAG